Molecule: messenger RNA, 1744 nt
Organism: Triticum dicoccoides
Lineage: Eukaryota; Viridiplantae; Streptophyta; Magnoliopsida; Poales; Poaceae
Product: UDP-glucosyltransferase 29-like
Exons: 1
Coding region: 120-1520 (466 amino acids)
Molecular function (GO): UDP-glycosyltransferase activity
Source: RefSeq, a predicted model, not a curated record
UCCACGCGCCCCGAAGGCCGUAGAUCACAUCACACAGCACACAGCACGAAGAAGAAUUCCAGUCAGCUGAACUGAACAAGUAGCUCCUCCUAGACCUCCCUCAUCACCGACCGAUCGCCAUGGCGCGGGCGGAGCGCGAGUGCAUGCGCGUGGUCAUGUUCCCGUGGCUGGCGCACGGCCACAUCAACCCGUACCUCGAGCUGGCCAAGCGCCUCGUCGCCGCCAGCCCCGACGACCACCACCUCGACGUCGUCGUGCACCUCGUCUCCACCCCGGCCAACCUGGCGCCCCUCGCGCACCACCAGACGGACAGGGUCAGGCUCGUCGAGCUCCACCUCCCGGCGCUCCCCGGCCUCCCGCCCGCGCUGCACACCACCAAGGGCCUUCCCGCGCACCUCAUGCCGGCCCUCAAGCGCGCCUGCGACCUCGCCGCGCCGCGCUUCGGCGCGCUCCUCGACGAGCUCUGCCCGGACAUUGUCGUCUACGACUUCCUCCAGCCGUGGGCGCCGCUCGAGGCCGCGGCGCGCGGCGUGCCUGCCGUCCACUUCAGCACCUUCAGCGCCGUCGCCAAGGCAUUCGUCGUCCACUGCUUCAAGAAUGAACGGACCCCCAGCGCCUUCCCGUUCGAGACCAUCAGCCUCGGCGGCGCCGAGGAGGACGCCAAAUACGCGGCGCAGCUCGUCUCCCGCGACGACGGCACAGCCGAGAUCCCCGAGCGCGACCGCCUGCCGCUCAGCCUGGAGCGCUCCUCCGGGUUCGUGGCCAUCAAGACGUGCGCUGACAUCGAGCGCAAGUACGUGGACUACCUGUCCCAGCUCGUGGGCAAGGAGGUCGUGCCCACCGGCCCGUUGCUCGUGGACUCCGGUGGCUCCGACGGGAAGCGCGACGGCGGCCGCAUCAUGAAGUGGCUCGACGGCAAGGAGCCGGGCUCCGUGGUGCUCGUCUCCUUCGGCAGCGAGUACUUCAUGUCAGACCGGCAGAUGGCGCAGAUGGCGCGCGGGCUGGAGCUCAGCAGGGUGCCCUACCUGUGGGUGGUGCGGUUCCCGAACUCGGAGGACGACGCCCGCGGCGCCGCGAGGUCCAUGCCGCGGGGGUUCAAGCCGGCGCGCGGGCUGGUGGUGGAAGGGUGGGCGCCGCAGUGGCGCAUCCUGUCGCACCCUUCCUGCGGCGCGUUCCUGACCCACUGUGGGUGGAGCUCGGUGCUGGAGUCCAUGGCGGCGGGGGUGCCGAUGGUGGCGCUGCCGCUGCACAUCGACCAGCCUCUGAACGCCAACCUCGCGGUGGAGCUGGGCGCGGCGGCCACGCGCGUGAAGCAGGAGCGGCUCGGGGAGUUCAAGGCGGAGGACGUCGCGCGGGCGGUGCGCUCGGCUGUCAACGGGAGAGAAUGGGUGGCGGCGAGGCGCCGUGCGAGGGAGCUGCGUGAGGUGGUGGCGCGGAACGACAGCGACGACCGGCAGAUCGCGACGCUGCUGCAGAGGAUGGCGCGGCUCUGCGGCAAGGGCCAGGCCGUGCCAAAUUAGUGGGCUUUUUUUGGUCUGAACGUUCUUUUGCUUUUUUUUAACGGUUUUAGUCGAGAAUAAAUAAGAGUCGGGCGCAGUGGCUGCCACAGCCCACCUGUACUCGUUUUUUUAGGCAAACAGCCCAUCUGUACAUGCCGCUCGGGCGACUAGUUUCGGCCUUUCCAGGUUGGACUAAUUUCGGCCUUUUCAGUUUCCUUCAAUAAAAAACCGGCCUUUUCGGAGAA